Penicillium taxi is the source of this 447-nucleotide messenger RNA. RefSeq lists its product as uncharacterized. The record is from RefSeq and is a predicted model, not a curated record. The transcript has a single exon. NCBI's taxonomy places the organism in Eukaryota, Fungi, Ascomycota, Eurotiomycetes, Eurotiales, Aspergillaceae. The coding region runs from base 1 to 447 and encodes 148 amino acids.
AUGGGCCAUCGAUUUUCAGCCGUUACCGGGGUGAAGUCUGAAAACUUUUAUAAACAGGGCAACGCAGUCAACGAGAUCUGGAUCGGUGACGUUGAAAUCAUCUCGCGGCUCCCAUUCGGUGAUUCUGACACCGGACAAGCAGGUUGGCCAGCUGGAGGUUGGCCAAAGAUACCCUGGCAUCAAUUUAUUAUACCCUUGAAACGGGAACUCCAGAGCAACACCACCGCCAUAACGAUCCGCACAAUGUGCGACUCCCCUGCGUCGACGCUCCUCGACUCAUGGUGGGUUUUCUCUUUUUGGGGGCCAUUUGCCUAUGGGGGUAAACAUUAUUGGUGGAACCCUACUUGUGGUCAUUGCACUUUGUCUGUGUUGCAGAAUCAUCGCAGUGAAUUGGUUGGACGUCACGAAAGCAGCAAUGGGCCAACCCCGAACCAGGAUGCUCGGUAA